This is a messenger RNA of Phyllostomus hastatus (greater spear-nosed bat), 4030 nucleotides long. RefSeq names its product histone deacetylase 6 (gene HDAC6). Gene Ontology annotation, biological process: chromatin organization. The transcript is spliced from 29 exons. The record is from RefSeq and is a predicted model, not a curated record. Gene Ontology annotation, cellular component: histone deacetylase complex. Gene Ontology annotation, molecular function: zinc ion binding; histone deacetylase activity. Lineage: Eukaryota; Metazoa; Chordata; Mammalia; Chiroptera; Phyllostomidae. The coding region runs from base 216 to 3668 and encodes 1150 amino acids.
CCGGUGGAUAAGGGGUGGAGUUAAGUGGAUCGUUAAGGGUGGAGUCAGGCCUGGGCCAGGGGCUGGGGCUGGCUGAGUGAAAGGGUGGGUAAAUAUCCGGGAGAUUGGGUGGAAAGGGCAAGUCUGUGAAGAGGUGGGGUCUGGGCCAGGCUGAGAGGAAUGAAAGGAUCUAAGAAUGAGUCUCGAACCGCAUCAGGGGUGAAGUCUCCCCAACCAUGACCUCCACCGGCCAGGACUCCACCACAACCAGGCAGCGAAGAAGUAGGCACAACCCACACUCGCCCCCCCUUGACUCCAGCAUCAUAUCGAAGCCAGGUGUUAAGAAGGGUGCUGGACUCCGCUCCAGCCCCAAACUAGCGGAGGUAAAGAAGAAAGGAAGAAUGAAGAAACUCAGCCAAGCAGCAGAGCAAGACCUAAUUGUGGGGCUUCAAGGGCUGGAUCUGAACCUUGAGGCCAAGACACUGCCUGGUACUGGCUUGGUGUUUGAUGAGCAGCUAAAUGAAUUCCACUGCCUCUGGGAUGACAGCUUCCCUGAAGGCCCAGAACGGCUCCAUGCCAUCAAGGAGCAACUGAUCCGAGAGGGCCUCCUGGACCGCUGUGUGUCCUUUCAGGCCCGGUUUGCUGAAAAGGAGGAGCUGAUGUUGGUUCACAGCCUAGAAUACAUUGAUCUGAUGGAGACGACCCAAUACAUGAAUGAGGGAGAACUCCGUGUCCUAGCAGACACCUAUGACUCAGUUUAUCUGCAUCCGAACUCAUACACCUGUGCCUGCCUGGCUUCAGGCUCUGUCCUCAGGCUGGUGGAUGCGGUCCUCGGGGCCGAGAUCCAGAAUGGCAUGGCCAUCAUCAGGCCUCCUGGACACCACGCCCAGCACAGUCUUAUGGAUGGAUAUUGCAUGUUCAACCAUGUGGCUGUGGCCGCUCGCUACGCUCAAGUGAAACACCGCAUUCAGAGGGUCCUUAUUGUGGAUUGGGAUGUGCACCAUGGUCAAGGAACACAGUUCACUUUUGACCAGGACCCCAGUGUGCUCUAUUUUUCCAUCCAUCGCUAUGAGCAGGGUCGGUUCUGGCCCCACCUGAAAGCCUCUAACUGGUCCACCAUAGGUUUUGGCCAAGGCCAGGGAUAUACCAUCAAUGUGCCUUGGAACCAGGUGGGGAUGCGAGACGCCGACUACAUUGCUGCUUUCCUGCAAGUCCUGCUGCCUGUCGCCCUUGAGUUCCAGCCCCAGCUGGUCCUGGUGGCCGCUGGAUUUGAUGCCCUCCAAGGAGACCCCAAGGGUGAGAUGGCUACCACUCCAGCAGGGUUUGCCCAGCUAACCCACCUGCUCAUGGGUCUGGCAGGAGGCAGGCUGAUCCUGUCUCUGGAGGGUGGCUACAACCUUCGCUCCCUGGCUGAGGGUGUCAGCGCCUCUCUCCACACCCUUCUGGGUGACCCUUGCCCCAUGCUGGAGUCCCCUGGUGCCCCCUGCUCAAGUGCCCUGUCAUCGUUGUCCUGUACUCUGGAAGCCCUGGAGCCCUUCUGGGAGACGCUUAUGAGAUCAGAUGACACCCUGGAGGGAGACCAUGUGGAGGGGUACAACGUGGAGGAGGAAGAGGAGGGACCAUGGCCACCCCAAGCGCUCCCAAUUCUGAUGUGGCCAGUGUUGCAGGCUCGCACAGGGCUGGUCUAUGACCAGCGGAUGAUGGAUCACUAUAACUUGUGGGACAACCACCACCCCGAGAUACCCCAGCGUGUCUCCCAGAUCAUGUGCCGUCUGGAGGAGCUGGGCCUUGCCGGGCGCUGUCUCACCCUGCCUGCACGGCCUGCCACAGAUGCUGAGCUGCUCACCUGCCACAGUGCUGAAUAUGUGGGUCGUCUACGGGCCACAGAGAAAAUGAAAACCCGGGAGCUGCACCGCGAGAGUGCCAACUUUGAGUCCAUCUACAUCUGUCCCAGCACCUUCGCCUGUGCACAGCUGGCCACUGGUGCCUCAUGCUGUCUUGUGGAGGCUGUGCUGGCAGGAGAGGUUUUGAAUGGCAUUGCCGUGGUACGUCCUCCCGGCCACCAUGCAGAGCAGGAUGCUGCUUGUGGUUUCUGCUUUUUCAAUUCUGUGGCUGUGGCUGCUCGCCAUGCCCAGGCCAUCAGUGGGCAUGCACUGCGGAUCCUGAUUGUGGACUGGGAUGUGCAUCAUGGUAAUGGAACUCAGCACAUAUUUGAGGAGGACCCCAGUGUGCUCUACAUUUCCCUGCACCGCUAUGAUCAUGGCACCUUCUUUCCCAUGGGGGAUGAGGGCGCCAGCAACCAGGUGGGCCGGUCUGCAGGCACGGGCUUUACAGUCAAUGUGGCAUGGAAUGGGCCUCGCAUGGGUGACUCCGAGUACCUGGCUGCUUGGCAUCGUCUGGUGCUCCCCAUUGCCUAUGAGUUUAACCCAGAACUGGUGCUGGUCUCAGCUGGCUUUGAUGCCGCAUGGAGAGACCCGCUGGGGGGCUGCCAGCUGUCACCCGAGGGCUACGCCCACCUCACCCACCUGCUGAUGGGCCUUGCUGGUGGCCGCAUUAUCCUCAUCCUAGAGGGUGGCUAUAACCUGACAUCCAUCUCGGAGUCCAUGGCUGCCUGUACUCGCACCCUCCUUGGGGACCCGCCACCCCUGCUGACCCUGUCACGGCCCCCACUAUCAGGGGCCCUGGCCUCAAUCACUGAGACCAUCCAAGUCCAUCGCAGAUACUGGCGCAGCUUGCGGGCCACAAAGGUCGAAGACAAGGAAGGACCCUUCAGUUCUACGUCAGUCACCAAGGAGGCAAUCCAACCAGCCAGUCCUGGAUCAACGGAGAGGCUGACCAUGCUAGAAGUGUCCAAUCUGGAUGCAGGCACGGGGAAGGCUACCCCAGCACCCUCUGUGCAAGAGUCCAUUCCAGCCCAGACUAACUCAGAGACAGCUGUGGUACAGCUCACUAAGGACCAGUCUCCAGAGGCAGCCACAGGGGGAGCCAUGCUGGACCAGACCACCUCAGAGGCAGCUACACUGGACCAGACUACCUCAGAGGCAGCCUCAGGGGGAGCCACGCUGGACCAGACCACCUCAGAGAAGCCUGUGGGAGGAGCUGUGCUAAUUCAAACCCCUCAAGCCUCAUGUGCUAACAGCCAGACUCCUCCAACCUCACCUGUGCAAGGAGCCACACCCCAAAUAUCCCACAGUCCGCUGGUUGGGAAUCUUAGGACCUUGGAACUAGGCAACAAGGCUCAGGAGGCCCCAGAGUCUCAGAUUGCAGAAGAGAGGCUACUAGGAGAGACAGCUGGAGAUCAGAACAUAGAUGAUUCAAUGCAGGCCUUUGGGGACAUUGACCAGGCUAUGUUUUAUGCUGUGACACCGCUGCUCUGGUGUCCCCAUUUGGUGGCAGUAUGUCCCAUUCCUGAAGGAGGCCUGGAUGUGACCCAACCUUGUCAGGAGUGUGGAGCACUCCAGGAGAACUGGACAUGUCUGUCUUGCUAUGAGGUCUACUGCAGCCGUUACAUCAAUGCCCAUAUGCUCCAGCACCACGAAAGCUCAGGACACCCACUGGUCCUCAGCUACGUUGACCUGUCUACCUGGUGUUAUGGAUGUCAGGCCUAUGUUCACCACCAGGCUCUCCUAGAUGUGAAGAACAUCGCCCACCAGAACAAGUUUGGGGAAGACAUGCCCCACUCACAUUAACUCCUAGAACAUUCUCCUCUUCACCUUCUAAGGCCCAAGAUAGACCAGCCUUAGUUCACUCCAAUCUGUUCCUUGGAUGAGGGGCAGCUUCACUCCAUCCCUCCUGAAAACUCUUUAUAAUUCCCCAAGGGUGCUGAUUUAAGUUUAAAUACCUGUCAGAGGACAAUGUUGAUGAAUUAUAGCUCUCCCCCUGCCCACUGCUUACUCCAGGGAAUUUAUCGCCUCUGCCCCAAAAAGAAAGGGGAUAUAGCUCAGUGGCCCCAAGAGGAGACUCAUAUCAAGAUGACACUUUGGAGGGAGGAGGAACCAACUGCCAGGUGUGGUGGGGUUGCAUAUGUAAUAAAGUACAAACUGUUACAAAA